Magnolia sinica is the source of this 1553-nucleotide messenger RNA. RefSeq lists its product as uncharacterized. Gene Ontology annotation, cellular component: mitochondrial large ribosomal subunit. The transcript is spliced from 7 exons. The record is from RefSeq and is a predicted model, not a curated record. NCBI's taxonomy places the organism in Eukaryota, Viridiplantae, Streptophyta, Magnoliopsida, Magnoliales, Magnoliaceae. The coding region runs from base 80 to 778 and encodes 232 amino acids. Gene Ontology annotation, molecular function: structural constituent of ribosome.
UGCUGUUCGCAUUUCUCGCAGACUAGGGCUUUACGAGGGUUUUCUGAGAAGAAGUAAAAACCACCAUUUUAGCAGAGAAAUGUUGCAGAGAUCUGCUUCGAUGAUUCUCCUAUCUCCGAAAACACGAGGCUUCUGCACAUCUGCUGCGGAGAAGAUCGUUGCAUCCGUACUGUUCGAGAGAUUGCCCAUUGUCAUUCCGAAGAUCGAUCCUACUGUCUACGCAUUCCAAGAAUUCUCGUUCCGGUGGAGUCAGCAAUACCGACGGAAAUAUCCCAGUGAUGUCUUAAACAGAUCUGAUUCCAAGGGAAAAGGUGACUAUCAGAUUGAUUAUGUACCAGCUCCACGGAUCACUGAAGCUGACAAGGCAAAUGAUAGAAGGUCAUUAAAGAGAGCACUUGAUAGAAGGCUGUAUCUUCUACUCUAUGGUAGCACAUAUGGGGCUCCUGCAAAGAAGCCUGUUUGGCAUUUUCCAGAAAAGGUUUAUGAGAGUGAAGAAACAUUGCGCAAGUGUGCAGAGUCGGCAUUAGAAUCAGUUAUUGGAGAGCUUUCACAUACAUACUUUGUUGGGAAUGCUCCUUUUGCUUAUAUGGCUGUACAAUCAACAGAAAAUAUGUCCAAGCUUUCACCCUUUAAGCGGUUCUUUUUCAAAUCGCAAGUUAUUGGUACUGACAAAUUUACGAUCGGGAAGUGCGAGGAUCAUGUUUGGGUGACCAAGGAUGAACUAAUGGAAUACUUUCCAGAGCAAGCCACCUUCCUCAACCAGAUGAUCAUCAGCUAGGAUUUCCAUAAUUGCUGUCUCCAAGCUCAGUCUAGAAAGCAGGGAUAGAAGAAAAAGUGUUCAAGAAGAAAGCUCAAACCAAGUGGGAACUACCUCCGCCCAUCUUGUAAAGCUUAUUCCGAUGGCGCUCCACGGGAGACCCAGGUCAUUCUAGGUUGGUGAUGUUUUGAGAGAUGAUGUUAGGGAGAUUGUGAUGGUGUUCUCUGGGCCAUGUGGUGAGGUGGGUCCAAAUGUAGCAUAGUUGUUCACUCUGGAAGUGGCUGUGAAUUUUCUUGGGCUCAUUAUCGUGGAAGUUGGUUAUUGAAGGAAACUCUCGGUCUGUCAUUUCAUAGUUUAGAUUUUAAUUCUUUAGUGUCUCUUUGGGAGCUCUAUUUCCUUCUCAGACAGAUAAUGCAUGGGUUCCACCACUAGAGGUUGCAAAUUUCUGGCCUUGACAGGUCACGGGCCUGAAUUGUUAACUGCAGGUGUUGGUCCUCUUCAAGUCUGCCACUUGCUCAGCCAGGGCCAGGCCCAUUGCCAGCCCCACCCACCACCUUCUCAGUCUAGGUUGCAAUGCUGUAAUGGAUAGAAAACAAGUUCCCCGUUUGUCAGUUGUUUGGGUGACCUUAUCUUCUGAAAGCGAAAAUAAUUGAUGGGCGGUAUCUCUGUUUGUUCAUCUGUCUCAAUGCAUCUUUAUGUGCAGAGGAUUGCUGCUCAUGAAGCUAGUUUUCGUUUCUCGUUACUCUAGAUAAUCGACAUUGGACUAUCUUUCAGGAAAAAAAGAAAAAGAAAAGAA